Messenger RNA from Macrosiphum euphorbiae (potato aphid), 2232 nucleotides. The record is from the annotation of a GenBank genome assembly. NCBI's taxonomy places the organism in Eukaryota, Metazoa, Arthropoda, Insecta, Hemiptera, Aphididae.
AUGAGGGGGUCGCCGCAUUAUCACAACAACAACAACAACCCGAUACAGAAUCAGCAGUACCAUCAGUACCACCACGGUUGCGGCAGUGGCAGUGGCUUCGGCAGGCGCGCCCGACCCAGACACGGGUGGCCCGAAGCCGCGGUCGCCGUCUACGCGGCCGUCGCCGUGGCCGUGACCGUGUGCUAUUGGAACGGUUUGCGCGGCGAUUUCGUGCACGACGACAUACCGGCCGUGGCCAUGAACGCCGACGUGCUGGGCACCGGCCCACUGGCCCGCGUGGCCACCAACGACUUCUGGGGCACACCGCUGUCGGACCCCAACAGCCACAAGUCGUACCGACCGCUGACCACGCUGACUUUCAGAUUGAACCAUUAUGUGUUUGGGCUUCAACCUGUGUGGUUUCACGUGGUCAACGUUAUACUUCAUGGCCUUUGUAGCGUUUUGUUUGCCCGCCUGUGCAUUUCAGUUGCCGGAUUAGAACAUAAAUAUGGACUUUUGGCCGGAAUUGUUUUCGCUGUCCAUCCGAUCCACACAGAAGCGGUGACGGGAAUCGUCGGAAGAGCAGAUGUAUUGGCGUGUCUAUUUUUUCUAUUAUCAUUUUUAACGUAUCACGACACACGAUGGAAACGCAGAGAACGGGUGUUGCUUAGCUGUACAUUUGGAGCGUUAUCAAUGUUGGCCAAGGAAACCGGGCUAAUGGUCCUUUUAGUAAAUCUGGCUUACGACAUAUAUUCUUCGUGGGGCCAUAUUAAAAAGUCAUUGGUGGAACACAAACAGACUGAGGAAUAUAAUUCAUUCACAAGAAGGGUUCCAAAAACUAUAGCAGCGACAGUUGCACUGUUAACGUUUCGACUGUACAUGCUUCAAGGCAGUUUACCGAAAUUUACUGAGCCGGACAAUCCUGCAGCGUUCCAUGACAGCUCAAGAGUCAGAUUCCUCAGCUAUAGUUAUGUGGCUGCGUUCAACCUGUGGCUGAUGUUAUGUCCGUCGGCUUUGAGUCACGACUGGCAAAUGAAUUCACUACCAUUGGUCACGUCUCUGUACGAUAUCAGAAACAUUGGAACAUGUGUAGCUGCAGCAUUCUUGUUGUGCAUUACGUGCAAGAUAUUAUCUGACAUGGACACACAAAAACAUAGUCCUCAAGUUUUGGCAGCUCUUUUACUCAUCAUCCCUUACAUUCCUGCUUCCAAUCUUCUAGUAACAGUAGGAUUUGUGGUGGCCGAAAGAGUACUGUACAUACCCAGUAUGGGACUCAUUUUGUUAUGCGUAUAUGGACUUCAAACUAUCCAGAAUCACAAAAAAUCAUCGAACUGGGUGGUAAUGACGACGAAAUUUUUUGUGGGCUUCACACUAUUCGUAUUCGUAGCUAGAACCGUACUGAGAAAUAGUGAUUGGAUGUCUAGACCGACAAUCAUUAAGGCCGGUUUGAAGACCCUGCCACACAACGCCAAAAUGCACUAUAACUGGGCGAAUUACCAAAGGGACGUAGGGGACACGCAAACAGCUGUAAAUCACUACAGGGAGGCGUUAAGGUUAUGGCCGUCUUAUGCGAGUGCACACAACAAUUUAGGCACGCUGAUGGAAAGGUCCAGGGAUGCCGAACACCAUUUUUUGGCCGCAAUCCGAUACUCGCCAGGGCACGUUAACGCUCAUUACAACUUGGGUCAAGUGUACAGGUUGAUGAACCGGACCAAAGACGCAGUGGCCAUGCUGGAACGAUGUCUCAUGUUGAACAAUGGUUACACAGCUGCAUACUUGCUGUUGGCAAAAUUGCACACGGGAAGUCAAACCGGACGACUGUUGAAGCACGUUGCUGCCUAUCAGCCCAAACACCCAGAACAUCAAGCUCGUUAUGCUCGUUGGCUUCGCGAUAACCGUCGUGUGGCCGAGGCUUUAAUUUAUUAUAAAAGAGCCAUGGCGGUGAAUAUGGAACACAGGGAGUCUGUUUUGGGUUUAGCCCGUGUACUCAGAGACCGAGGACAAAAAUCCAGAGUUUACAGACUCAUAACUUGGUGGCAGUCGACGAGACGCAGACACUUGGUGCCCGGCGGCGGUCGGAUCGUGUUCGCCGGCGAUCUCUACGUCAAGGGAUGGCAGCUGUACAAACAGGGCCAGACCACAGCGCCUCUACCCUCGGCCGGAGAGCCGCCUCCGAGACGACGCAACGCCGACGGCAAAAUGUCAAUGUGCAACGGUGUACAACUAUCCCACGUGAUGAUCCCGGGAAAGUGA